Molecule: messenger RNA, 1813 nt
Organism: Ornithodoros turicata
Lineage: Eukaryota; Metazoa; Arthropoda; Arachnida; Ixodida; Argasidae
Product: serine/threonine-protein kinase VRK1-like
Exons: 14
Coding region: 36-1673 (545 amino acids)
Biological process (GO): peptidyl-serine phosphorylation; signal transduction
Cellular component (GO): nucleus; cytoplasm
Molecular function (GO): ATP binding; protein serine/threonine kinase activity
Source: RefSeq, a predicted model, not a curated record
ACAGAGAUGCAUGCUUUGCCUUGCGCAAGAGCGUGAUGCGUGUGGGACGAAAAGGGGUUUCGAGGGGGAGUCCGCUCCUUCCUGCUGUCGUCUCCAUUUGCCCACAUCUGCAGUAUAGCCUAGAAUGCUACCAGCACAAACUUAAGAUGCCAAAACGAAACUCUCCGGAAGAGGGUCUGCCCCAGAAGAGAAAAGCUCCCAAGAAAGCUGCCUCAGCCCCAAGGAUUGCGUCCAAUGGUCACCGACUGCCAGACCCUCUACCGCAGGGGGUAAUUCUCACAGAUGUUACCAAGAAACAGUGGCGGUUGGGAUGUGCUGUGGGCCUAGGAGGAUUUGGGGAGAUCUACCUGGCCUCAGACCAAGUUUCAAAGCCUGUGACUGCGGACGCACCGUAUGUAGUAAAAAUAGAACCACACAGCAACGGCCCCCUCUUUGCAGAGAUGCACUUCUACUACAGGGUGGGCAAGCAAGAGCAGAUAAGUAACUGGAUUCGCAAGCAUCAGCUGGAUUACUUGGGAAUGCCACGUUUCAUGGGAUCUGGCUCACAUGACCACGCUGGCUCCCGCUAUCGUUUCAUGGUGAUGGAGAGAUUUGGGGAGGACUUACAAAAAGUGCUUGACCGUAGCAACCGGAUGUUACCUGUGAAAACUGCCUACACGAUCGGCAGACAUGUGAUAAACAUUCUAGAGUAUAUCCACAGCUUUGGCUACAUCCAUGCAGAUGUGAAGGCAUCAAACCUUUUGCUUGGCUAUGGGAAGGGCAAUGAAAACAAGGUGUAUCUUGUGGACUUUGGCUUGGCAUGCCGGUAUCGGUCGGAUGAUGGAACCCAUAAAGAGUACAAGGAAGACUUGCGAAAGGCUCAUGACGGCACUAUAGAAUUCACAAGCAGGGACGCACAUAUAGGAGCUCAUUCUCGUAGAGGAGAUUUGGAGAUAUUAGGCUACAACAUCUUGCAAUGGUUAUGUGGAAGGCUGCCCUGGGAGGACAACCUCAGGGACCCUGAAUAUGUCAGCCGACAAAAGUCCAGGUAUAUGGCAGACCUGCAAUCCUUGAUGAAAAGCUGCUUUCCUGGGAAACGACCACCUGCCGGCAUCAUGCCAUAUCUGCAGUACGUGGCAGGGAUGGAAUUUGACCAGGCACCAGACUACAAACGGCUACGGAAGGCCCUCGCAGAUGGCAUUCGGUCACAGGGCCAAGUAAGCGACGGUAUCCUGGAGUUCCCCCCACCAAAGAAAUCUCCGAAGCUAAAGAGGGUGGCAGAGGUGGAAAACAGUGCGAUGGAAAGCGAGCCAAGGCAGAAGAAAGUGGGCCGAUCUCCAGGGCACUACCCAAGUGCUAAAUGCCGAAAGACAUCAUCUACUGGCACAGGCAGUACAAAAGGAGCAAAUGAAAGUGGAGCAAAUGGAUAUUCUGGCAUUGGCCUGGAUAACCCAACACCAGCCAUGCUGCAGGUCCUACAACGGCGAUUGGAACUACAACAGCAAGAGUCUGCUCCCAGCAGUAAGAGCAAGCGGGGAAGUGCCUCCCCUACAUUGAAUGGAACACGAGAUCAGAAAGUCCAAACUGUCGUGUCCUUGGCUAAGAAGACAAGGCAGCGGCCUCUUUGCUCCACUGCAUCACAGACUUCUCCUGUUGACAGUGAUGAGGAUGGUGGAUGCAGCCCUGAAAUUUGACAAAACCCCAUCUGUGGGAUACUGUACAGGGGGGGAUACUGCACUGCUACUUGUAAAUAUUUAUUACCAUCAUCCUGUUUCAUGUUUGUGCUUUCAUUCUAAAACUUCCAGCUCUUGACAAUAAACAGUUUUAUCUUGUA